AAGCGAAGGCGAAGCAGCUGAGAAGAAAAAGGCAAAAGACUGGAUCAUUGAGUUGCCAGAGGACGGGAUCGAGGAGGUGAAGCCGCUUCGAAAAGGUGCCGUUCAGUCUGGAAAUCAACAGGCUUCAUAACUUUCUCGUCCUCUGUAACGAAUACGACACACUGUCUCUUCUGCGACCCUGGGAAAUGCAUUGGCUGAAUGCGGUGCGCAUGAAGAUGGACGAGCCAUAUGUACUCUGGAUCGCCUGGGAAAUGGGCGAUACCUUGUUGUACCGCGACAUGGUUGUCCAAAUAGCCGAAGGCGUGUCAUUUCAGUCUCUCGAUAACGAAAACUCUGAAAGGGCGGUGCAGUUUGGACCCUCACGGACACACUGGACACCUGGACAUCGCUAUGCGACUCAUAUUCCGAUGAUUCCCCUCGACUUUUUCAGGGGCGUGAGCGAAGAUAAAUUUUCAGAAACCAUCUCUCGUGCUCGGAUACUGAUGAUAGAAUCUACCGUCAGACCGUAUUGCCGUAUUCUGUCACAGAUGAGAAUCAAAGCCAACCCUUUGACCCAAAAUCCAUCAGCACGACUGAAGGAUAAUUGUAUGAAAUUCUGCAUUCCAACCGGCGUCGGUUCCUUGGUUAUUGCCGGCAUCACAGACUCUUUCAACAUAUGGGACUCACAGCUGCCUGUUACAUUUUCUGGGAAGGUUAAGCAGAUUGUGGACCAUCUGGCUGCAAUCAAGAUACAAAACUCGGCUUGCGCCAACUGCCAGAAAAUGUUCCAGGAUGAGUUAGCGAAUGCACGCAGCGUAACAGCAGUAGCCAUCAAGUGCCUAGCUCCCCUCAGCCAAAGCCAACAAGAGCGACUCGACAAACGGGGUACGCAACUUGCACUGGGACUGGAGAACGUGGUGGAUAAGGGCAUGCUGCACAUGUAUUACUUGUAGGUACAUGUACUUUUUCGUUACGUGGUGUUAUUCCUUCUCUCUGGAACAACAGACGUCUCUUUUGCGGAAUUAAAGGGGUUUGUAUCAUGUUGAACUUUUUAUUACGUGUAGGAUGGAUUAUGUAGGCCUCAGAACAGCCGAUGUGUUUCUCAUUUUCGUGUUUUGUACAUGUAAUCUUCACAGGGGAAGGCUCA
Molecule: messenger RNA, 1126 nt
Organism: Colletotrichum phormii
Lineage: Eukaryota; Fungi; Ascomycota; Sordariomycetes; Glomerellales; Glomerellaceae
Exons: 2
Coding region: 186-932 (248 amino acids)
Source: RefSeq, a predicted model, not a curated record